Messenger RNA from Cheilinus undulatus (humphead wrasse), 2465 nucleotides. RefSeq names its product phospholipid scramblase 1. The coding region runs from base 429 to 1166 and encodes 245 amino acids. The record is from RefSeq and is a predicted model, not a curated record. Gene Ontology annotation, cellular component: plasma membrane. The transcript has 7 exons. Gene Ontology annotation, molecular function: phospholipid scramblase activity. NCBI's taxonomy places the organism in Eukaryota, Metazoa, Chordata, Actinopteri, Labriformes, Labridae. Gene Ontology annotation, biological process: plasma membrane phospholipid scrambling.
AAGCGUGAAUAAGCUUUUUACAUUGUGGUGUUACGCGCUCUUAUCGGUUUGAAUAAGUCGCCGUUUUUCUCGGAGUGAAAAGUAGGUUGAUAAGACGUCGGCGUGCAGACGUAGGUAUGCUCUCCUUCCCAGCUGACGAAUCAUUCAUGGACAGUCAACAUUUCUAAUAUAUUCAGACACAGAAAUGCGCGCGGACAUGGCCUACAUAUUUACAAUAACGGUCCUCGAGCUCGGGUUAGCAGAAAGCCCGCUGUUUCCCUGUAAACAAAAGGACUAAGAGGAUUUAUCGGGGUGCUGUGUUCCCGUCAGAAGCCCACCGUCACUUCCAGAUACAACCAAGAUUAGUAUCUGUGUCGCCCACCAUGUAGGUCUGAAACCGCCCCCCGAGGCUGUGCACGAGCUGCUUUGCUACUCGUUUACACAUCAAUAUGGUCGCGAGCACUGAUGAAGAGAAGAUAAGGUCCCUCCAGUUCAGCAGAAUGAAUAUGUAUGCUGUCCCCAACCCUGGGAUACCAGGCUGCCCUCCAGGGUUAGAAUACCUCACUCAGGUGGAUCAGCUUCUCAUCAAACAGAAAGUGGAGCUUGUUGAAGCUCUUGUUGGUUUUGAGAGCAACAACAAAUAUGAAGUGCGUAAUAGCAUGGGCCAGAAUGUGUUCUACGCCGUGGAGGAGAACGACUGCCUGAGCAGACAGUGUUGUGGUCCCAUGCGCUCCUUCACCAUCCACGUUCUGGAUAACUUCGGACAGGAAGUUAUCACCAUUACAAGGCCGCUGAAGUGCAUGUCCUGCUUCUUCCCUUGUUGUCUACAAGAGCUGGAGAUUCAGGCUCCUCCAGGUAACACAGUGGGGUACGUUAUACAACAGUGGCACCCGUUCUCCCCUAAGUUCAUCGUAGCAAAUGAAAACAACGAGCCUGUGCUGAAGAUCCACGGGCCCUUCUGUGGAUGGAGCUGCCUUCCAGAUGUUGACUUUGAGAUUUUGACGAUGGAUGAGGUCAGUAAAAUCGGUAAGAUCAGCAAGCAGUGGACAGGGCUUCUUCGGGAAGUGUUCACAGAUACAGACAACUUUGGGAUCCAGUUCCCCAUGGAUUUAGAUGUGAGAAUGAAGGCUGUAAUGAUCGGAGCAUGUUUUCUAAUCGAUUUCAUGUUCUUUGAGACAACUAACUAGGAGGCAAGCUGGAUAUCCAUGUGAGCAUACAACAUUCCUGGAAGAACAAGGCCGCAAAGCCAUAAUGAUCAGUCCCAAACACAGAGCAGCCACCAAGCAGAUAGUUAAAAGAAAGCACCUAAAUGUUUCAUUUCUGCAUGAACAAAGAAAUAGAAGGUUUAAGACUUGGGCUGGUUGUUUUGACAUGAUGCAGAGCUGUGAGGGCACAGUGCAGUGUUUGAGGACUGUUUUCUUUGUGUUUACAUCAUGAGCCCAUCUGGGUACAGAAACCUUUGUUAUAAGAAGAAAAAACUCAAAAAGAAGCCUAACAUCAGUAUUAAAGUGAUGAACAAGCACUGUUAGAGUUUGUAAGAGUCAUUAGUAUAUGAAGGGGAUAAGCCACACUAGUUUUUCCUGUUUAUAAUCAAGAUAAUGAAUAUAGAACAAUAUACUUGUAGCUAUAUUGUGCAAGAACUCAAGGAUUCAUAUGCAGUAGUUUGCAGCACUCUUCUUAUUUAUUGUUUUGUAUUUUGUUGUGUUUACAGUUUAUAUAGAGCAAUGUGUGCGCACUGCUUUGUGUGAGCAUAACUGUGUGCUAAUAGUGAGCCCAUGUGUGUGAUUCAAACUAACACAAAACUAUCGUAGGAUACUUCAAUGCCGUAGUAAUGAUGCAUUGUGAAUUCUGUCGGGUUUUCCCAUGGAGCUGAUGGGGUGUAUGGACCCAGUCUCAGCCACAAGAGGGAGCUAGCUUUUCAUGUCAGAACCAUCCGACACAGCCCAAAUGGAUGAACACAAAAUAAGCUCUUGCCAUAGAUUUUGACUUAACUAUGAGUUUCAGAUGAUAUUGUAUAUUUUUGAUAAACUCAGGUUGAUGCAUGCUACUGUAUGAGGGUGUUGGCUUGUUCUGGCUCUGGGAAUUACACACAUGCACCUGAUACUAUGAAGGUAGAGUCAUAUUUUAGAGGUUUUAUAAAUUAAAUCAUGUGAAUAUUAAUAUUUUACGAGCAUUUCAUGGUGUGUAAACUGGCAAAUCAGAACCGAGAGGAAAUUUGUGCUGAUACAGAUGUGCACCGGUUUUAAUUGUAACACACUUUAAUGGUUUUGGCAAUCAAUCCAAUUUGUAAUGUAGCAAAGAUAUCCAUUUUUUUUGUACCAUCAUGAUAAAAAAGAGUGUUUUUCUCCACAUAUUAGACAUCUGUAGUUCUGGAAAACAGGGGAAAAUAUCCAUUUGAGUAGUUUUUAACCAAUUUAAAGUCUUAAAAAGCUUUAUUUUUGUAAAAAGUAUGAUCAACUGUCAAUUGAAAAAGUCAAUGCUUUCAA